AUGAUACAUCUGCUUUAUGAAUGUAAUGUCUUAUUCAGCUCAUUUGAAUUUGUGGAUAAACUCAAGUGCAUAACCAAAGCCCUGACAGAAGAAUUUAACUGCAGGUCUGAACAGGCGAUGCUGAGUGUGAGUGAACAAGUGUCUCAGGAAAUCCAUCAAGGCCUCAGAGACAGGGGCUUCACUGCCCUGAGCAGUGAAAACGCAGCAUCACUUAUAGGCCAACUCCAGAACAUCGCUAAGAAGGAUAACUGCAUUCGUAGCAUCAUCGAUAAUAGUCAGCGGACCCGUGUACUUCUCCAAUGCCGAUUGGUUCGUGACACGCAGAAAUCUCAGGUAGACUUCCCUGGAGGCUUUACUGUCACUGAGGGGGAGCUGGCAAAACUGGGCUGUAAGUUUCCCAACCUGAUGCAUCCCAACCAGUAGGUGUUUAGCCCCUGCUAUGCUGAAAUAUUAAAAAAUAUCAUCCCAUCAGCUCAGGCACAGGGAACACAAGUGGAGUCUAUCUGA
Messenger RNA from Manis javanica (Malayan pangolin), 507 nucleotides. The record is from RefSeq and is a predicted model, not a curated record. Lineage: Eukaryota; Metazoa; Chordata; Mammalia; Pholidota; Manidae.